Ustilaginoidea virens is the source of this 2139-nucleotide messenger RNA. RefSeq lists its product as uncharacterized. The record is from RefSeq and is a predicted model, not a curated record. Lineage: Eukaryota; Fungi; Ascomycota; Sordariomycetes; Hypocreales; Clavicipitaceae. Gene Ontology annotation, molecular function: GTPase activator activity. Gene Ontology annotation, biological process: activation of GTPase activity. The transcript is spliced from 2 exons. Bases 1 to 2139 code for a protein of 712 amino acids.
AUGAUUCGCGAACAAGUCGUCAGCAACAUCCUCCCCAGUCCCGGUUCUCCUCCCGGGAUGACGGCUUCCAAAAGCUCCAAAUCAUCCUCUUUUCAAUCGCUCCACAGCGACGACGGCAGUGUCUUGGCAGAUGUCAAUCACUUUGAAGACAUCGGUCUCGACGAUGACAACAUGACCCUCAAGGUGAACAUGCGCGCCGGGUCCAGUCGUUUGACAUCUCCGGCUGGUCGCCGUCUAGUCGGCGGGAAACCAGCGCCAAAGCCGCAGCGAUCGUUCCCAAACCUCCACAGCGACAUUUAUAGCGCGAAUCCGCGGAGCACCAGUCUUGCGGGCCUCACCGACUCACGACCUCUGGCGCUGAACAGGGGCCAUUCGGCAACCGCGCUGCACGUCUCCCAUCGAAACCGCAGCACCAGCCCUCGACUGACGUUGCAGGUCAAGGACGUUCAUCUUCCGGCCAGGCCUCACCCCCGUCCGAGGAGCUGGCAGGCCAACGGUCAUCGCAAGAGCUGGCAGGAGCUGGAGCACGAGUGCGACGAGGAUGACGGAGACGACAUCCCCGACGGUGUUGUCCUCGACAAUGUUCCCAUCUCGCCCCGCCCCGCCCAUGAACGCCCCCCAAGUCGGGCUCCGUCCCCCUCGCCUUCGCCGGAUCGUGGUGGUCCCAAGGAACGGGUACGCAGCAUCGGCAACGGCACGCCUCCAGUCUCUCAGGCGCAGGGAAGUCUUCGGUCGCCGGCGCGGAAAUCGGGUGCGGGAGACCGCACUCCUCCCAGCGCCUCGAGAACGCGAGCCCACAGCUGGCAAGUGGCGUUGGCCGAACUGAAUGCCGAGGCCAAGGCCUUGACGGAGAAGCUGGAGGAGCACUCUGACGAGGUCGGGGAGCCGCAUGCUGCGCGGCGCCCCUCUGGCUCCGCCCGACCCAACACGUGGAACUCGAGCCAGAUGUCCUAUGAUCAAGUCUACGACAAGAAGUCGAGGGUCAAGUCGUCGACGCCGGAAUUGCCGCCGCUGCGACGAACCGACAUCAUGGUGGACCCGCUCCCCAUCUCCAAGGAGAAGGAGGCCGUCCUCAGCCGCACGCGACCGUCCUGGCUGCCUCCCAAGGAUCCCGCCGAGGAGCGCCGUCACCUGCGCGAGUACCAGAAAAUGAUGGCUGCGAGCGCCAAGGCGGACGAGCGGCGCGAGGCCGCCCGCAGGUCGCGGACCGUCUGCAAGGACAUCAACGCCGACAGCCUCAUGCACAUCUGGGACAAGGACAUUAUCCCGCGGUGGAACGAGGCCGUUCGCGAGAGACGCACCAGAGACAUGUGGUGGAGAGGCGUCGCCCCGCGAAGCCGCGGCGUGGUGUGGGCUCGCGCCAUCGGCAACGAGCUGGGCCUCACGGAAACCACGUUCCGCACCGCCCUAGCGCGUGCCCGCGAUCUGGAAGAGCGGGUCUGCGCCGGCAGAGCCGAUUCCGACGACGCGAGAAGGGCAAAGUGGUUUGAGCGGAUCCGCAAGGACGCGGCCGAGGGAACCUGGAGGGAUUUGCGAAUCUUCCAGGUUGCCGGGCCCCUCAACGAGGCCCUGGUCGACAUCCUCAGCGCAUACGCCAUGUACAGGAGCGACAUUGGCUACGUUUCGGGGUCCAACACAAUUGCGGCCCUGCUGUUGCUGAAUUUGCCCAGUCCCGACACGGCCUUUAUCGCCCUGGCCAACCUUCUCAACCGGCCGCUUCCGCUGUCCUUUUACACCAACGACGAGACGGCACAGAUGUCGGCCUGCAAUCUGGUCAUGCAGACCCUCAGCUACAAGUCCCAACCUCUCCACAACCACCUCACCAAAACUCUGGACGACGUCGCCCCGGAAGACUACCUCAACGACAUGUUUCUCGGUCUCUUCACGGGCCAUCUCGCCGUUGACGAAGCGGCGAGGCUGUGGGACGUUUACGUCUUUGAGGGCGACGCGCUCCUGGUCCGCGCCGCAGUGGCGCUGCUGCUUGCUCGCGAAAUGGCUCUCCUCGGCACCAAGAAUGCGCGUGAGGUCAAGGAGAUGAUGUCUCUGUCGAAUUCCAGGUCCGCGUCCGUCCGGGCCGUGGGCGAAGCCGGGGCAGAGGACCGCUUUAUGGAGGCGGUCCGAGAAGCCGGAAAGGCCUGA